Molecule: messenger RNA, 945 nt
Organism: Aureobasidium musti
Lineage: Eukaryota; Fungi; Ascomycota; Dothideomycetes; Dothideales; Saccotheciaceae
Source: the annotation of a GenBank genome assembly
AUGGCUUCAACACACGACCUCAGUGCAUGGGACAAGGAUGGCAGAGUCUUUCUCUUUACAUCUCUGACGGCCGGAUCCUCACACAUCGUUACAGCAACCUCACGUAUCGAGACAAUCCUCAAUGCCAACAGAAUCCCCUUCAUGGCCAUUGACACGGCGACAAACGAGCAAAAGCUUCCUGCUCUGGUCAAGGAGGGCUAUGUGAUAGCUGGCCUCGAUGAAGUUGAAGAAUGGAACGAGUUUGGCGAGAUCACAGAGAACAUCGGCGAUAUACCACCUGCCACUUCCGCCCCUGCGCCAGGUGGUGAAGCAGUAACCACGAGAGCCACCAUGCACCCCACCACCCAACCUCCCGCCCAACUUCCCAUCAAGCCUACCGCUACCGCUGCAACAACCGCAACAAAAUCAACCGACGAGAAGCAUGAAUCUCUGCAGUCGCCAAUGGCGACCUUGUCCAUGAAAGAAGCUGCUACAGAAGCCGCCAGUAUAGGUGCUGCACGCAAAGGUCCUACACCAGGCAUCAACGAUACCAAGGUCGCUCCACUCAAGUCGAGUCUGGCCGAAGCAGACGCUGCUACCAAGCCCGAGACCAUGAAUUCAUCCUCCGACACCAAGGCCGAGAGCAUCCGCUCCGCUGAAGACACUGCCGCUCAGACCUCCAAUGCAACAGCGCCUUCGGACGCAGAAGAGUCAUCCGAAGCACCAUCAUCUGCACCUUUGACAGCCGUCGAGUCAAGCGAUAACUCCGCCACAGCCACUCCUGCAGGUUCUAUCCAAAAGAAGCACAGAGGAAGCAGUGUCAGCAUUGCAGAUCCAGAAGAAAUCAAAGAGCUGGAAAAAUCCAUCGCUAUUCCUGAGGCAGAAGAGGAGGAUGAAGAGCAGCCAAAGACACAAGAUCAAGAGGCCGCUGUUGCUGAACAGGCGCCGGUUAGUGUUCAAGAUUGA